AUGUCCCCCAGCGAGAAACAAGAGUAUCCUACCGUCAAAUCCGAGGACGAGUGGCGCGCAGUGCUCUCGCCUCAGCAGUUCAGAGUCCUGCGCGAGAAGGGCACCGAGCGUCCGUUCACCGGCGAGUACGAAUACCACCACGAAAAGGGAAUCUACAACUGCGCAGCCUGCAACUCGCCGCUCUACGAGUCCUCUGCUAAAUUUGACUCGGGAUGCGGGUGGCCGGCGUUUUACCAGGCGAUCCCGGGCGCGAUCAAACGGUUUGAGGAUCGUAGUUUCGGCAUGGUCAGAAUUGAGAUGGUCUGCGCAAACUGUGGUGGGCACCUCGGACACAUCUUCCAGGGAGAGGGAUACAACACCCCCGUCGACGAACGGCACUGCGUGAACAGCAUCAGCAUGAAAUUCGUCCCCGAGGACAAGUAA
Messenger RNA from Myxozyma melibiosi, 423 nucleotides. Its product is annotated as Mss4-like protein. Gene Ontology annotation, molecular function: peptide-methionine (R)-S-oxide reductase activity. The transcript is spliced from 2 exons. The record is from RefSeq and is a predicted model, not a curated record. The coding region runs from base 1 to 423 and encodes 140 amino acids. Gene Ontology annotation, biological process: protein repair; response to oxidative stress. NCBI's taxonomy places the organism in Eukaryota, Fungi, Ascomycota, Lipomycetes, Lipomycetales, Lipomycetaceae.